This is a messenger RNA of Lactuca virosa, 3302 nucleotides long. The record is from the annotation of a GenBank genome assembly. Lineage: Eukaryota; Viridiplantae; Streptophyta; Magnoliopsida; Asterales; Asteraceae.
AUGAAUGAAGAACAAGAAUCAGAACCAUUAUCGAAGAAGGUUUCUAGAGGCUUCUCAUCCGUUAACCUCACAAUCAAGAUAUCGACUUCAACACAUAACCCUAGAAAAGAAAUCUCGAUCAACGACAUUGUUUCUGCUUCAUCAAUCUCAUCAUCAUCUUCAUAUAACUCUUCAUCUUCUUCAGCCUUUGUUUCAGCCCUACAGUCUCCUUACAUAUCUCCCAGAGCCACCGGAGAUGAUCCAUAUCAUCAUCUAGAAAACAAAAUACUCGCUAAUCCAUCCACCAUUACUACAUUUACUCAAACUUCUACUCCAGAAUCCCAUUGUGGGUCUCACUCCGAUGACAUGCCCACCACUUCCUACGACUUUUCCGAUUCCACAAAGCUCAAAAUCGUCGACUGUGUCCCUGUAACAUGUCCCGACAAUAAUACUAAUAAUGCAACAGUACCUCGUAUCUCAUUCUCAUUUCCAGUUACACGGAUUCCUUUAGCAAAAGGGUCUUCAAGUGCCAAAUUGAGGAGCUGUGAUAUUUACAUCGGAUAUCAUGGCCAAAACCCCAACCUGAUUAGAUUUUGCAAGUGGCUCAAAUCAGAGCUUGAACUUCAGGGCAUUGCUUGUUUUGUUGCAGAUAGAGCAAAAUACGAAGAAUCUCAGAGCCACGAGAUUGCUGACAGGGUUAUUUGCUCUGUUACAUUUGGAAUUGUGGUCGUCACAAAGCACAGCCUUUUGAAUCAUCUCGCAUCUGAAGAAAUAAGGUAUUUUGCUCAAAAGAAGAAUCUAAUCGCAGUGUUCUUCGACACCAAUCUGAAUGAAGUCACCAAUGUUCUUGGUCGGAAUUCAGAUGGUAAAGAUUGCAAAGAAGCAAUUGAAUGGUUGAUGAAAUUCCAUGAGUUUAAACUAGAAGCAACUGAAGGGAAUUGGAGAAGCUGUGUAUGUAGAUCAGUUGGGAUCUUAACAGGAAAGCUUGGGAGGAAGAGUACUGUUGCGGAAAAAGAAACUGAAAACAACGUCGAUGAAAUGCCAUUUCCCAAGAACAGAUUUUUCAUUGGUAGAGAAGAGGAAAUUGCAGAUAUUGAAACCACUCUUUUUGGAGAAACUGAAAUCGAAGUUGAUGGAAUUAGAGGCGGGAAGUUAAAAGAGCCAAAUUUAGAUAUUACGAUUGAACCAGUAAUUGAAAAACACUCAGUGAAGAGACCUAAACCUAAACACAAGAAAACAAAGAGCUUCAGAAGUAGCGUGGUGUGCAUCAAUGGAGAAACCUGGAAUGGGGAAAACAGAGGUGGCACUGGAAUUUGCACACAGAUAUUCACAGAGAUACAAAUUGGUUAUCUGGAUUCCGAGAAAGAAAGAGGGAGGAUCAGAAGCUUUGAUGAGCUAGAAACAGAAGCCUUGAAGAGGGUAAAACGGGAAUUGUUUCGUGAUAUCCCGUAUUUGUUAAUCAUCGAUAAUCUCGAAACAGAAAAAGAUUUACACAAUCUGAUACAAGGAAACACCGGGUCUUCCCAUGUGAUUAUAACAACAAGGCUUGAAAAAGUAAUGAACUUUGAACCAAUGCAACUUCAACCAUUGCCAUUAUCCGAUGCAAUGAUGUUAAUAAAAGGAAGACGAACGAAAGAAUACCCGUUUCAAGACGAUGAAAUUCUGAGGAAAUUUGAUGAGAAAUUGGGGAGGUCAAGUUUUGGGUUAUCCGUGAUUGGUUCUUUGCUAUCUGAAAUUACCAUUUCGCCCUUCGCCCUCUUUCAAGCCAUCGACCAGAUCCCUAAGGAAGCUACAUCUUAUUUUGACGAACCAUUUUGGGGAAACAAUCAGUUUCUUCUCAAAGUUUUAAUAUUUUGCGUUACAAUUUUGCAAGAAGCUAAAGGAACUAAAAACCACCUUGCUUUAAGGAUGCUUUUAACAGGAUCUUGGUUUUCCCUUUCACCCAUCUCACCAAAUUUACUAGCUGUUGCAUCAACCCACAUGACUCCAUGCACAAAAAACCGAUUCAAGAAAUGGGUCAAUUAUGGUAAUUUCACUCUUUUUUGUUCUUCGGGUUUCAUUAAGAGCUACACAUGGAAAAAAGAAGAAGAUUCAGCUCUUGUUUUAGUUAAGUUAGGCCUUGUUAGAAGAAGCAACAAUCAGUACUCCGGUUCUUGUAUCAUGUUUCACCCCAUAACUCAAGUUUUUGGUAAGAAAAAAGGGGGUUUACUAGCAGCUAAAGCAAUGGUUUAUAGUAUAAGGAAGAUAGGAAACCCAAUGUUAAACUCAAACCACCUUUGGGCUUCUGUUUUCCUUGUAUUCGGAUUCAAAACCACACCACCCUUAGUCCAACUAAAGGCUCUUGACAUGGUUUAUUUUAUUAAAAAGAUAGCUCUCCCUUUAGCUUUAUGUGCAUUCACUACCUUCUCCAGAUGUAACUCGGCUUUAGAGCUAUUGAAAGUGUGCACAAAUGUUCUUGAAGAAGUUGAGAAAUCAUUCGAGUCUAAGAUAGAGGAUUGGUGUCAUGGAUCGCUGUGUUGGAAGAAGAAAAAGAAGACAAACAUGAACAUGAAGAUUGACGAGUAUUUAUGCCAAGAUUUGACACUGUUGAAGGCGACAUUGCUUGAAACGAGAGCUAAAUUGUUGUUGAGAGGUGGACAUUUUGAUUAUGGAGAAGAGCUUUGUAGGACAUGUAUCAGCAUACGGACUGUGAUGCUUGGCCAUAAUCAUGCUCAAACUUUGGUUGCUCAGGAAACAUUGUCUAAAUUAGUCAGAAUGAGGAAAACGAGUACCAGGGAAGUCCUCAGCAUCGAUCCUUUAAAGCUUAAAUUCCCAUUUGAAUUGAAUAAACAGAUCUAUUCUACGGAUUAUUUAAUGAAUAAUAUCGAUAACCGUGUAGGUUUCAAGUAACAAUGCAAAGCUCAGAAAGAUGUUCAUUCUGACAUGCAAUGUGAAGACAAACUUCUCCUUCAGAGGGUAAUUGCAAGCCCAUGAGCAGCCCCUAAGGACAUAACCCCUAAAAUAAAAAACAGAGUGGUGAUUUCAUGGGGAUGGUGUGAACAAUGUCAACUUGGUUUAGGUACUUCAAGAAUUUUUUUUGGUCUUUUUUUAUCCAGAAUGUGGCAACUUCGUUCUUGAUAUAAAUUCAAUUUUGAUGCAAGUGACAUGUCAUAGUACUAUAUCGCCCGAUUAGUAUUACAAGAUCUUGAAUUUAGGAACAAAUAUAGAAAUGAUGAUGUAUUAGGAAUAGCUGAAAUUUGAUACUGUAAUUUAUGUUAACAUGAGGGAUAUUUGUCAAUUUGUUAACAUUUUCCCGAAAGGAAACUGUAUCGCGGGUACACAAC